Hibiscus syriacus is the source of this 5282-nucleotide messenger RNA. RefSeq names its product protein PHYLLO, chloroplastic-like. Lineage: Eukaryota; Viridiplantae; Streptophyta; Magnoliopsida; Malvales; Malvaceae. The record is from RefSeq and is a predicted model, not a curated record. Gene Ontology annotation, biological process: amino acid catabolic process; menaquinone biosynthetic process. Gene Ontology annotation, molecular function: 2-succinyl-5-enolpyruvyl-6-hydroxy-3-cyclohexene-1-carboxylic-acid synthase activity; thiamine pyrophosphate binding.
UUUCUUCCUUCCCUGCUUCCAUAAAAUCUCCGAAAAUCUCUAAUGCUAUUACUAAGAGACAAUCUUCCCGUCCCAUUUCUAUCCUUAAUUCCAAAACCCCACCUUAGAAACCAUGUUUUUCCCUCCAAAAAAGCAAUCACAUUCCCAGGAUUCCCACUAAAAAAUGACAUCAUCUCCUGCAAUCUCAAGAUGGCCAAUGUGGUGAGGUUUGAUGGACCCGUAAUGGAUCCUACCGGAGUGGAAGAUGAUGAAUUGGUGGUGGAGACCUGCAUUACGCGCACUUUGCCACCGGCUUUAACACUUGAGCAUGGUCUUCAGAGUAUUAAAGCGGCUGUGGAUGAGUUGAAGUUUAAUCCUCCUUGUGCUUCUAGUGGAGUUUUGAGAUUUCAGGUUGCUGUGCCCCCAAGUGCAAAAGCUUUAAAUUGGUUUUGCUCUCAACCAGAGUCCUCUGGUGUUUUUCCUUUGUUUUUUCUUUCUAAGGAGACGGCCAGUCCGACAUGUAAAUCAUUAUACAUGAAUGGAGUUCGUGGUUUUGGUAUUGGAACUGCUAUUUCCUUUACAAACUCUUCUUUUGUACCUGGAGAACUAAGUUCAACCAAGAGAUUUCUUUUGAAUGAUUCGGUCCUUCUGUCAACUUAUGGUUUUCUGGAUAUUAAUUUCAACACAGAAUUCUCUUCUGUGAAGAACAAGGAUGGUUCUUUUUACUUUUUCAUUCCUCUGAUUGAGUUAGAUGAGCAUGAUGGUAUCUCUAUUUUAGCAGCCACCUUAGCAUGGUGUGAUUCUUACUCGUGUACAUUUGAGCAGGCCAUUCAUUCUUAUGAAUCAGCCUUUAUCAGGUUCUCUUCUCAUUUUUGGCCCGCUACGGAGAGAUGCCACUCUGGACGUGUAAGAGCUGCCAUUAGAAAACUUAAUGUGGUUGAGUACAACACUAUGCAAAUGGCAUAUAUGAAUAUCCCUUCUGGCGGAAGAGAUUUUGAAGCUUUCACCUUGGAACUGAAAGGGGCACCUUCUUCCAUGCAGUUCUGUCUCAGGUUUUCAUCUACCAUUGGUGUUGCCCGCAACGUGUUGGGUUAGGCCGCCGAAACAACCGAUUCCAUUCAAGAUUGUGCAAAUAUCAAUGCUGUUUGGGCAUCACUUAUAGUUGAAGAAUGUUCUCGCCUUGACUUGACGUAUUUUUGUGUAGCUCCAGGAUCAAGGUCAACCCCUCUUGCUCUUUCCGCUUCUGCUCAUCCCUUAAUAACCUGUGUUUCAUGCUUUGAUGAGAGAUCACUUGCAUUUCAUGCUAUUGGGUAUGCAAGAGGGUCUAAGAAAGCGGCCGUCAUUAUAACAACAUCAGGAACUGCGGUUUCAAAUCUUUUACCUGCUGUGGUUGAAGCCAGCCAAGACUUUGUACCCCUUCUGAUACUCUCAGCAGAUCGUCCUCCAGAGCUUCUGGAUUGUGGAGCAAACCAAUCAAUCAAUCAGGUGAAUCAUUUUGGUUCUUUUGUAAGGUUCUUCUUCAGUCUUCCACCUCCCACUGAUCAAAUCCUUGCUCGGAUGGUUCUUACCACACUGGACUCUGCUCUUCACUGGGCAACAUCUCCACCAAUUGGUCCUGUUCAUAUUAACUGUCCUUUUAGGGAGCCAUUAGAUAAUAGUCCAGAAAAAUGGAAAUCAAAUUGUUUGGAAGGAUUAGAUACUUGGAUGUCUAAUGCUGAACCAUUUACCAAGUAUAUUAUGGUGCAGCAUUCUUAUUUAUGUAAUAAUGGUACACAUGGCCAAAUGGAAGAGGUUCUAGAAAAAAUUCAAAGUGUUAACAAAGGGCUCCUACUUGUUGGUGCCAUCACUACAGAGGAUGAGAUAUGGGCAGUUCUUCAUGUGGCAAAAUACCUUCAAUGGCCUGUUGUGGCUGACAUAUUGUCCGGGAUAAGGUUGAGAAAGUUGUUGUCGUCCUCUCCUGAAGUUGAACAGAAUAUUAUUUUCGUUGACUAUCUUGACCAUGCAUUACUUUCAGAUUCAGUUAGGGAUUUGGUCCGGUUUGAUGUAAUUGUUCAGAUUGGGAGUCGGAUUACAAGCAAGCGAAUCUCUCAGAUGCUGGAGAAAUGUUUCCCAUGCUCAUAUAUCUUGGUUGACGAUCACCCAAACCGUCACGAUCCUUCACAUUUUGUAACACAUAAAAUCCAAAGCUCUGCCAUUGAGUUUGCUAAUAUUUUACUGAAAGCCCAAAUUCCACAUAGAAGCAGAAAAUGGCAUGAUUAUCUACAAGCGCUGAAUAUGAUGGUUGGACAGGAGAUAUCGUUUCAAGUUUCUUCUGAACACUCUUUGUUAGAACCUUAUAUUGCACAUGUAAUCUCAGAGGCACUUUCAUCUGAGUCUGCUCUUUUUAUUGGAAACAGCAUGGUAAUACGUGAUGCAGACAUGUAUGGAUGCAAUUGGAGAAGUGAUACUCACAGUGUUGCAGAUAUGAUUUUAAAUACAGAAUUACCAUGUACGGGGAUAUUGGUUGCUGGAAAUAGAGGUGCUAGUGGAAUUGAUGGUUUGCUCAGCACAGCUGUUGGUUUUGCUGUAGGAUGCAAUAAGCGAGUGCUGUGUAUGGUUGGAGAUAUUUCUUUCCUUCAUGAUACAAAUGGCUUGGCAAUUCUGAAACAGAGGAUGUUGCGAAAACCUAUGACAAUACUUGUGAUCAACAAUCGUGGCGGUGCAAUAUUCAGCUUCCUUCCAGUUGCAGAUAGAACUGAUCCAAGAGUGUUGAAUCAAUACUUCUAUACUUCACAUAACAUUUCAGUCCAGAGACUCUGUGAGGCGCAUGGGGUGAAGCAUUUGGAAGUAAAAACGAAAAUGAAACUACUUGAGGCUUUAAUCUCAUCACAGAAAGGAGACACAGAUUGUGUCAUUGAAGUUGAGAGCUCCAUUGAUGCUAAUGCCACUUUCCACAGUUAUAUAAGAAAAUUUGCUUACCGAGCAGCUGAACAUGCUUUAGGUGUCGUUUCAAAGCCUUCUCUUUCAGAAUCUCUGUCACGAGGUUGCCACUACAAAAUCAAAUCAAUUAGUUAUUCUCUCUACAGAAUUCGGCUUUGUGCUCCACCUACUUCAAGAGUGUUUGAUCAUGACCGCACCAGAUUUUAUAGAGAAGGUUUUAUUUUGUCUUUGAUUCUUGAAGAUGGAAGCAUUGGGUAUGGAGAGGUUACGCCCCUUGAAAUUUGCCAAGAAAAUCUGUUGGAUGUAGAAGAGCAACUUCGUUUUCUUUUUCAUACAACUGAAGGAGCUUCCAUUAAUUAUUUUCUACCAAUGCUCAAGAGUUCAUUUUCUUCUUGGAUAUGGAAAACUUUAGGAAUUCCGGCAUGUUCACUCUUUCCAAGUGUCAGAUGUGGUUUGGAGAUGGCAAUCCUCAAUGCUAUAGCAGUGAGCCAAGGUUCUAGUUUAUUGAAGAUACUUCAUCCUCUGAGGGAAAGAAAUGAAGAAAAAUAUGAAAAAUCGCCGAGUGUUCGUAUAUGUGCUCUUCUUGAUAGUAGUGGUAGUCCGGAAGAAGUUGGUCAUAUUGCUACUGAUCUUGUCAAAGAAGGGUUUACGGCAAUUAAGAUAAAGGUUGCACGUAGGGUAGAUCCAGUUGAAGAUGCUGCUGUCAUACGGGAAGUAAGAAAGAAGGUUGGUUGCCACAUUGAACUUCGUGCCGAUGCCAACCAUAAUUGGACAUAUGAACAAGCUAUUAAAUUUGGCUUCUUGGUGAAGGAUUCUACCUUGCAAUAUAUUGAGGAGCCUGUUCAAGAUGAGGCUGAUAUUAUUAGGUUCUGUGAAGAAAGUGGCUUACCUGUGGCAUUGGAUGAAACUAUUGAUAACUGCCCAGAAAAUCCUCUGAAUCUGCUUGUCAAGUAUAAUCACCCGGGAAUAGUUGCUUUGGUCAUUAAACCAACUGUAAUUGGUGGAUUUGAGAGGGCUGCGAUAAUCGCACGGUGGGCACAAAGACAAGGAAAGCUGGCCGUUAUUAGUGCUGCAUUUGAAAGUGGCCUAGCAUUGUCAGCGUAUAUAGUGUUUUCCUAUUAUCUGGAUUGGCAGAAUGCUGACACAUGCAAAUUGAUGAAGAAUAACCUAGUUCCUUCUGUUGCUCAUGGUCUUGGGACAUUUCGCUGGCUUGAAGAAGAUGUAACGACUGAUAUGCUCGGCAUUGAACGUAAUCCAAGUACUGGAUUUAUAGAAGCAUCUGUUGCUGAUGCUACCCAUCUCCUGCAUAAAUUUCAAAUGAACCGUAAUUUUAUCCAUAGAACCUUUACUAGCCAAAAGGUCCUAAGAUAUCACCUAGCUCUGGAUUCAGAUGAUUUCUUUUCCGUCAACGUACAAGAUGGUCAGAGAAAUAAUGAUAGCACGAUUCUAUUUCUUCAUGGUUUUCUUGGGACAAAUGAAGAAUGGGUUCCAAUCAUGCAUGCUAUCUCGGGAUCUGCAAGAUGCAUUUCAGUUGACCUGCCUGGCCAUGGGGAAACAAAGAUAAAGAACCGUGCUGAUGGCAAAGCUGCACUGCAAGCAACGUUGUCAAUCGAGAUAGUUGCCAAUUUGCUGUUUAAAUUAAUUGAAGACAUAACUCCUGGUAAAGUUACUCUUGUUGGAUAUUCUAUGGGAGCAAGGAUUGCUCUGUACAUGGCGCUUAAAUUUGGUGAUAAGAUUGAAGGGGCUGUUAUAUUAUCGGGUAGUCCUGGAUUAGAAAAUGCAGUCACAAGAAAAAUUCGCUGGGCUAAAGACGACUCGAAAGCUUGUUCCCUUGUUACACAUGGUUUAAAGCUCUUUCUAGACACUUGGUAUUCUGGAGGUUUGUGGAAGAGCUUGAGAAAACAUCCCAAUUUUAAUCAAAUUAUCUCUAGACGAUCACUGCACAAUGACUUGCAAGGUCUUGCAAGAGUUUUGUCUGACUUGAGCCCUGGAAGACAGCCGUCAUUAUGGGAAGACUUGAAGCAUUGCAAGACACCUCUUAUGCUCGUUGUUGGAGAGGAAGAUGAGAAAUUCCAAACGGUGGCUCAGAAAAUGUGGCACAAAAUUGACCAUGAUAGAGAUGAUGAAGUGAGCAAGCUCCAUCAGAUUGUGGUUCCCAACUGCGGGCAUGCCAUUCAUUUAGAGAACCCUCUUCCCAUCAUCCGGUUAAUUAGACAAUUGUCACCAACUUAAGUGCUAGAUUACAGGAAAAAGGCUUGUAAGAGAUUCGAUUUAAGAUAAUGACAGCCAAAAUUUGCAAUAUUUUACUAACAACCUGUUGAAGGUCAGGUUCAGAAGUACAAAACAAAUGAGAACAUAUCUAUCCAGUUUAGUUAAAGGUCUAA